CUAGUGUGUGGAAAAAAAAUUGGGUCAAUUUUAUUGAUGUGGGCAUUUUUUGAAAGAAAAAGAAUGAAGAACGAAAAACGAAAAACAACAAGAAUGAAAAGAAACAAAAAAGAACAGUAAACCGGUCGUUGAAUGAUUUAGUUUCAUUUUCCUUUUUCUAUUUAAUAGAUGCUCAGAAAUUUUAAAAGUGUCCGAUUCUUUUAUGUGAGCAUAUUCCUAUUUAAACGAACAAUAAACAAACAUUUUUGUUUAAACGAACAAUUUAUCUAUUUAAUAGAUGUUCAGAAAUUUAAUCAUAUUGAUGUGAGCAUUUUCUAUUUAAACAAACAAUUUUUUGACAUAUCUGUAAAAUUCUCUUGAAAUGCGAAUAUCUGUACUUUAUGAACAAAAUUUUAAAAAGCGAUUUUUAAAAUUAAAAAAAAUAAGUGUGAGAAUUUUUAGAAAAUAAAAAAGAAACAAAAAUGAAAAAGACAAAUAGAAAAAACGAAAAAGAAAUAGUAAUAACAGUACGAUUCAACAAUGGGCCGGCCCAGCCGCGAACUGAAGUAGAAGAAAAUAAAAAAAGAAGUAAAACAGCCAAACAUUAGGUUGUUCUAGUUGGUUAAUGUGGUCUUCCUUAGACCAAGAGGUCUUGAGUUCGAUACAAGGUGCCUGCAUUUUUUGAAAUUUAAUAAAAAGUGGGUAUGAUGUCUCGUAUGUGUCACAUAAGCGUAUGAGUAUACGGUUUGAUGAAAUGACUAUACCGCCCUUAUACGGUUUGUGGAGGGGGGUCUACCGAAGUAGGCCUCAUAACACUAAUUGAAAUCAAUAAAAAAUGAAUAAAGGAGGUGUUUGAUUGUCAAAAGAAAAGAAGAAGAAAUCGAUAAAAAAAAAGAGAACGAGUUGGGAAAAACAGCUCCUGGAUUCGCGUUCGGUUACUACUUCCGACUAGAGAUGGAUCGAAACUCGGAAUUAUAAACAACAUCACGACCGGCGGUUUGCUCAGAAAAUAGAGAAGCCUCGAUCAGGAGCGAUGGCGAUGGUUGGCGUCAGGGUCGCGGCCAUCCUCCUCGUAUCGAUCGCUGCCUGUUUUCUUCUGCUCGGCCAUGCGGGCGCGGUCAACGGCAACCAGGCGCCCCACUCCCCGUCUCCGGUGAUCGCCAUCGACUUGGGCAACACCAACUCGUGCGUCGCCGGCUACAGCCACGGCCAUGGUCAGGUCGAAACCAUGUUCCAGCUCUGCAUCCCAACCUGGGUGGCCUUCCCCGGCGACGGAUCCGUCUUGGUCGGCGAGGACGCCAAGAACCACGCCGCUCCCAAUCCCAUCUUCGGCUUCAAGCGGCUGCUCGGGAAGAGUCGCGACUUGGAGCGCGAAGAGGAGGAGGUGCGGGAACUCAUGGUCCGCGUGCCGUACAAAGUCGUCGGCCGCGAAAGGCCCCUGGUUCAGGUGCAGAUGGCCGACGGCGCGGUCAAGAACCUCGGCGCCGAUGAGAUCACGGCCAUGGUGUUGGCCAAGCUCAGGGAGUCGGCCGAGGCGUACCUCGGCCGUGCAAUCCAGGAGGCCAUCGUCACCGUCCCGCAGCAGUACAACGAUCCGUCAAGGUAUUCGAUGUUGAGGGCCGCGGAGCUCGCCGGCCUGCGCGUCACGAGGAUGAUCGACGAGCCGACCGCGGCUGCCGUCGCUCACGGCCUCCACAGGAAGCUGCGCGACGAGGGCAACGUCCUCGUCCUCCACGUCGGCGGCGGGACGUCAGACGCGAGCGUCAUGUGGUAUGUGGACGGCGUCUUCGAGUUCAUGGGAGCAGACGAGGACCCUUUCUUUGGAGGACAGGACUUCGACCAGAGGAUCGUCGACCACUUCGUGGAGCUGAUCAGGAAGAAGCACGGCAAGGACCUGAGCAACGACAAGGGCGUGCUGGGCAGGUUGAGGACGGCGUGCGAGCAGGCCAAGAAGGCGUUGAGCAGCCAAGAUGUUGCCGAACUGAGCAUCAAGUCGCUGGUCGAUGGUGUCGAUUUCUCCGGCUCGCUGACCCGGGCAGAGUUUGAGGAGCUGAACCAUGACUUGUUCCUUAAAGCCAUGGCGUUGGUGGAGAGUGCCAUGAGACAGGCUGGGCUAGACAAGAACAAGGAGCUGCUUGAUGAGAUUGUGCUGGUUGGUGGAAGCACCAUGAUCCCUGGGAUUCGGAGACUCGUCACCGAUUAUUUUGAUGGGAGGGAGCUGAAAAAUAUCAAUGCGUCGGUGAUGCCAGAUCAAACUGUCACUCUCGGAGCUGCUCUUCUAAGCCAUCCUAUGGCAAAUGGGUACCCAUGCAUGGGAGGCGAUAGGCGUCAGUGGGGAUACUCCACGGACUGGUGUUUUACCGACUGAACUUCCCGUUAUUGAUUGACUGCAGUUUUGUUAAAUGUGAAUGUUGGAAUCUCAGUAUUACAGCCUUACCUGAUGCAAUGCAACAGCUGACUUGUGAUAACUUCUUCUUUUAAAAUUCAAACUACUUCUUUUCCCCA
Messenger RNA from Aegilops tauschii subsp. strangulata, 2484 nucleotides. RefSeq names its product luminal-binding protein 5. Lineage: Eukaryota; Viridiplantae; Streptophyta; Magnoliopsida; Poales; Poaceae. Gene Ontology annotation, molecular function: ATP binding; ATP-dependent protein folding chaperone. The record is from RefSeq and is a predicted model, not a curated record.